This is a messenger RNA of Zea mays, 1347 nucleotides long. Its product is annotated as splicing factor, arginine/serine-rich 7. Gene Ontology annotation, molecular function: RNA binding; zinc ion binding. Lineage: Eukaryota; Viridiplantae; Streptophyta; Magnoliopsida; Poales; Poaceae. Bases 179 to 1012 code for a protein of 277 amino acids. The record is from RefSeq and is a predicted model, not a curated record. The transcript is spliced from 5 exons.
GAAUUGACAGCCAGGGCCUGACUCGUCAACUCCUUUCCGCCCAAAACACUUCCCAGCCCUCCACGCACCCCGCUGCCGCGGCUCGAACAUAAACCCUAGAGCCGCCGGCCCGGUCGCGCUAGCGACACAAAUCUCAAAUCACCCGGAGAGAACUCGCUCGCGAAGGCAAGCUGAACUCAUGGCUCGCGUCUUCGUUGGGAACCUGGAUCCGCGUGUCACGGCGCGGGAGAUUGAGGACGAGUUCCGCACGUUUGGGGUUCUGAAGAGUGUAUGGGUUGCUAGGAAACCACCAGGGUUUGCCUUCAUUGACUUCGAUGACCGCAGGGAUGCACAAGAUGCCAUUCGCGAUUUGGAUGGUAAGAAUGGUUGGAGGGUUGAGCUGUCAACCAAAGAUGGUGGUGGCCGUGGCCGAGACCGUAAUGGUUCUGAUAUGAAGUGCUAUGAGUGUGGUGAAGUUGGCCACUUUGCACGUGAAUGUCGCUUACGGAUUGGUUCGGGAGGGCUGGGUAGUGGAAGGCGUCGCAGCCGAAGUCCUAGAUAUCGCAGCCGGAGCCGAAGUCGCAGCCGGAGCCCAAGACAUCGAAGGAGCCCAAGCUAUGGCAGAAGGAGCUACAGCCCACGAGAUCGUUCUCCUAGGAGGCGAAGUUACAGCAGGUCGCCGCCACUGCCACCACCGCCUCCUAGAAAUAACAGCAUGUCACCACGGGGAGCCCGAGAAAUGAGCAGAUCGUCACCACCACCUCCCAAAAAUAACAGCAGUUCACCACGGGAAGCCCGAGAAAUGAGCAGAUCGCCACCACCACCUGCCAAAAAUAACCGCAGUUCACCACGGGAAGCCCGAGAAAUGAGCAGAUCGCCGCCGCCACCACCUCCCAGAAAUAACAGCAGGUCACCACCGGGAGCUCGAGAUGUGAGCAGGUCGCCGCCACCACCUCCUGAUGCCAGAAGAAGCUAUAGCAGAUCCCCAGAACAGCAGCCCCAGCACGAGUCCCCAUAUGCCAAUGACGCCUGAGAAUAUUUAGCUGCUCAAAGAUGCUGGAAAAUGCUAAGGGGCCCAGCAUGUUUUGCCCAUGCGCGUCGGUACAACUUAUAGGAUCCAGUCUGAGAUUUUGCUCGUGUUUUGGGUUUCCCUUGGACACACCGCUGCUGAUACCAUUGUAGAGGGAGGAGCAUAACGUUUCCGUUUCGAGUAUUGACUUUGGGCACUUAUAGCUGUCAAGACAUGACCUGGUUCUUGUUAGAUUUAUAUCACUAGAUUGCUUUUGAAUUCGGACGAAGUGUUAAUCGUGGGCUAUGUUGAGAUAUUUGUCUACCUUUUCAGGACGCUUUCGAAGAAACAUUUUCCUA